Messenger RNA from Haliotis rufescens (red abalone), 6562 nucleotides. Its product is annotated as G-protein coupled receptor GRL101-like. NCBI's taxonomy places the organism in Eukaryota, Metazoa, Mollusca, Gastropoda, Lepetellida, Haliotidae. The record is from RefSeq and is a predicted model, not a curated record. Gene Ontology annotation, molecular function: G protein-coupled receptor activity; protein binding. Gene Ontology annotation, cellular component: membrane. Bases 453 to 3770 code for a protein of 1105 amino acids. The transcript is spliced from 25 exons. Gene Ontology annotation, biological process: G protein-coupled receptor signaling pathway.
CCAGGCUGCAGUCUGGAAUCUUAUAUUACUCCCUGAUUAAAUGAAGAAAGCGAGAGAACUCAAUCUCGCGCCUUCAAUGCCCGCUCCCGUUGAGAUAUUGGCUGUAUCGAUAAGUGAACAUUAGGGAAACAAUAUAGACUUCCUCUGUCGAUUUGUAGCACGGAUUUUUCCUUUGCGCUCCCAAUUCCAUUUACAGUCACUCGAAUCUGUGCUAAAAGACCCAAGCGAAUUCACGUAUCAACUUCAUAGCUGAAAAAAGACACAGCGUAGACUUUUCCUCCGCUUCACUCUGCGCCGUAAGGGGGCGCUACGUCGGAUUUAUAAAACAGAGAUUGGUUAGAUUGAAGUAGGUGCUGACUGCUCUGUCAAUGGUAAGACAAAUGUGAUUUGGAAGUUUAUUCGUGGACAUUUGUAAAGAGCACGGAGCUCUUGGAUGAAGCCAUCCUCUAGAGAUGUCGACGAAGAUGCUGUGUGUCUUGUUUGUGAUGAUACACCUAUGCCUCGCUCAACACUCAGCGUUUGAUGUCAUAGAGGUCGACGAAAAGGAAGAGCAAAGAUGUAAGUUCAAGGGUGUGUUCAUGUGCAACGACAUCGAGACGCCCUGUAUAAACCGGACCCUCGUGUGUAAUGGAAUCAGCGAGUGCCCUAAUGGAGAAGACGAGAGCCCAUUGGAAUGUGGUUGUUUAGCCAACGAGUUCCAGUGUAACAACUCCCACUGUGUCGACAUGAUACAUCGUUGUGAUCUCAACAACGACUGUGAGGGCGGAACUGACGAAGAGGGGUGUGAGACGUAUGAGUGUCCGAGUACUCAUUUCAAGUGUAACAACCAUUUCUGCAUUCCAAAAGAUAAAAUGUGCAACUUCAUCGAUGACUGCCUGGACAACUCGGACGAAAUCAACUGCAACCGGCGAGAGUGCUACGCGACUGAGUUCAGAUGCAACAACUCGGAGUGUGUGCCUGCUGCCUAUCUGUGCGACAAGCAGAAGGAUUGUCUGGAUGGUUCCGAUGAAGAUGUUUUGAGCUGUCGUCAUCACCUUCGCUGUGAUAUUGGUCUCUAUGUGUCAAGUAAACAAAAGUGUGAUGGAUGGGUGGACUGUUACGGGUCACAGAAAGAUGAAGUCGACUGUGAACAAUGCUCCCGGUCACAGUAUCGCUGCAACAACAAUCGAUGCAUAGGCUUGGCCAACGUCUGCGACGGCGAUUGUGACUGCUACACAUGUGAAGACGAGGUUAACUGCGGCAGUAUAGAUUGUGUACGAGGAACUGGCUUCUUGUGCCGCAGAAGUGUAGACACUAACAAUAGAUGCAUCAACAACAAGUUCCUGUGUGACGGAGUGAAUGACUGUAGGGACACAGCUAGGGGUUCUGAUGAAAUCUAUUGCUCUCGGAACAUCAGCGAUAUGUGUGCAGAUUUUCCACGUUCCGACGCGCAUUUCGAAUGCCCAGACGGUCAGUGUAUACCAGCCAAGGGCAUAUGCGACCACAUCGCCGACUGUCGUAACGGGGAGGACGAGAGGGGAUGUGAUUUCAAACCAUGCCCUGAUGGUUACUUCCGGUGCAAGAACGAGAAAUGCGUUCCCAACAUCAAGCGCUGUGAUGGAGCCUAUGACUGCUGGGAUCGCUCAGAUGAAGUAGGAUGCGAGGCGUUUGCUUGUAAAGAUGGCUACCGGAAGUGCAGAGGUGGUAUGUGUAUAGAGGCGAACAAGUGGUGUGAUCACCGGAGAGACUGUCCAGAUCAGUCAGACGAGACCAACUGCCAAUAUAGAGAAUGUCUGCCUGAAGAGUUCAGAUGUAACAACAAACAGUGUAUAAGUAGAGACUAUGUGUGUGACAACUCCAAAGAAGCCCUCCAAUAUGGGUGCACAGAUAAAUCGCAUCUACUCAAUUGCACAACCAAGAAAUGUAAACUAGGGCAAUUCAAGUGUAGGAACAGCUACUGCAUAUCCCUUUCACAAAAGUGUGAUGGCAAUUUAGACUGUCACAUGACCUACUGGGAUGAACAGGGUUGUGCAUUCACGUGUCCAUACAAAGACAACAGGUGUGAAUGUGUAAACGAAUCGAUGGACUGCAGUAACCGCAGCUUAGAGGUGCUUCCAAACAUCAGGGAUACAGCUCUCUCCAAGUUCGAUCUUUCAAAUAACCAAUUGAAGAUUACAAGUGAUACAUUUGCGGCCCUAGAUCGACUUACGUAUCUAGACCUCAGUAAAAACUCUAUAUCCCAUCUCCCUGAUGGCUGUUUCCGAAACCUAUGGCGUCUCGCAACACUAAACCUGGAGGAUAACAAUCUAACGGAAUUGAGCAAUGCCACCUUCUAUGGACUGUCUGGUUUGCGGCAACUGUAUAUUUCUGGAAAUCGUAUACAGAUAAUCUUUCCGGAUGCUUUCUUCGGCCUGUCAGCAUUGAGAACAUUAGAUCUGAGUCAGCAACAAAUUACAUCACUUCCACUGGACGCAUUCUUAGGAUUACGAUUCGCCUCUGCCUUGAAUCUCUCCGGAAACAACAUAGACCUCAUAGAGGGGGGCGCCUUCAACGGCAUGGAUAAACUACAAGUAUUGGACAUCAGAGGCAACAACAUCUCCACCAUAGACAAAUACGUAUUCCGUAUACAAAACCUGGACACACUUUACACCGAUGAGUAUCGGUUUUGUUGUUUGGCGAAAGGAGUCAGCAAGUGUUACCCAGAACCUGACGAAUUCUCGUCCUGUGAGGACCUCAUGUCCAACUAUAUACUACGAGUCAGUAUAUGGAUUCUUGGGAUGGUAGCAUCGUUUGGAAAUCUGCUUGUGAUCGGAUGGAGAGCACGUGACCUACGCGGGGGCAAGGUACACUCGUUCCUGAUCACCAAUCUGGCCAUCGGCGACUUCUUCAUGGGUGUAUACCUCAUGAUCAUCGCCGUCGUGGACUCCUACUACCGCGGCGUCUACAUCAUCCAUGACCACUUCUGGCGAGCGAGUGCACUCUGUCGAUUUGCUGGCUUCAUCUCCACCUUCUCCAGCGAGUUAUCAGUAUUCACCCUCACAGUCAUCACCCUGGAUAGACUCAUCUGCAUCAUCUUUCCUCUCAGACUCAAAAGACUUGGACUGAAGGAGGCCACUGUGGUCAUGAUUCUGGUGUGGUUGAUUGUGUUCAUCUUGUCCACGUUGCCUCUGAUGGGAUUAGAUUACUUUGAAAAUUUCUAUGGCAGGUCUGGAGUCUGCCUCGCGCUCCAUGUGACUCAAAAACGUCCCACCGGAUGGGAAUAUUCGGUGGCGGUAUUCCUUGUCCUCAACUUUGUUUCCUUUGUGGCUAUAUUUCUGUCCUACCUGUGGAUGUUUAUAGUAGCCAAGAGGACACGGAAAGCUGUUCGGACAACAGAGUCAAAGUCCGAUGCUGCAAUGGCCAGGAGAAUGACUUUAAUUGUUAUGACGGAUUUCUUCUGUUGGGUGCCCAUCAUCUUAUUGGGAUUUGCUUCUCUCGGUGGCGCAAUGGUUCCUUCACAGGUGUAUGCCUGGAUCGCAGUGUUCGUCCUGCCACUAAACUCAGCCAUCAACCCCGUUCUGUACACUAUUUCUACAGCUCCAUUUCUCGGCAACGUCAGGAAGAGAGCAUACCGCUUUAGGAAAUCCUUCAUGAGCUCCCUCACUAUGGACACGAAGCACAGCUAUGUUGAUGAACGUUCAACAUCAGUUUGGGACCGGAAGUCGCCAUACAGACAUAUGGACUUAAUACGCAUGCGUAAUAUGAACAAUCGAUCCGAUGUCCAGUCGCAAUCUGAUCAGUCAGAUUACUAGAUUCAAUGACAACUUUACAAAAUACGUGUGCUUUAGCGACAAAGAUGCUAUGUUUAUAACCAGCAAGCUGUAUUAUCGUGUAAUUCCUUGUUUGUUCCGGUUGUAAGCAACAGUAUACUCCGUUUGCUGAAAUGGGUUUCCCAUGAAUUAUGGUCAAUAGGAUAGUUUCUUGUCGCUAAAACACACUGAUCUAUCAGAGCACAGAAUAAUGCCGGAUCAUUGUCUAUUGUUAUCUGUCCUGAUGAAUUCCAUCCAAAUUUUUAAAUCAAUUUUUGAGGUAAGUCACCACAUUAUCAAAGCUUUAUAUUCGAAAAGGAGAACUACUGUUUUAAUACUUAGUUUAUUAUGUAAAUGUUUAUAUGUUACUGAAGAUCUGACUUCAAUAGUGUAUGUUCGCAAGGUCAUUUUUAUACUUAAGGGUAUCACUAUUUAUACUUGAUUUUGAACUGCACCAUAGCAGUCAUCAUUGGACCGAAUGCUGUCAGAGCUGAGACAAAUGACGUCACAAUGUGAGACCUGGCUGAUUGUCUCAUCCUACAGAGACGGUGUGAAUCGUGGCUCAUGAACUAGAUGUGUCUAAUGUCACGCCGACAACAUUUAUCAAAACAACAUUUAUCAACUCACGUGUACAGAAUGAAUGCUUUUGUGAUCCAGAAGAAAGGCGAUAUUCUCACCUUCAACACUUCCACGAGUGCGACUUUAACGUUUCCACUUCACGGAAUCCGUAGAAGGAUAUCUACCUGUAUUUUAGUGACAUAUGUUCAAAUUUCCUUUUUUGCAGCUGAUGCCCAGAUAUAUCAUGACAACAUGGCAUUGAAUAUAAUUUACAAUGCGUUAUUUGUGUAAAUAGUGAACAGCAUGACAUCAUCAUAUUUGGUAUUCAUAUAUGAUACCAAACCAGAUAUGGUUAGUGAUGUAAAGAGUGUUUUUUAUAUAUAUAAUGUAUGCCCAUUGCAACAAACCACACUUAUUACUUUGACAUUAAAAAAGAAUACAACAACAUGUAUCAUUCAUUAUGAGUAACUGUAUCGAAGUGAUGUCAUUGAUAUGUGAUUUUCUUUACUUAAAACAAACACAAAAUGAUAUGCAAGUGUACAAAUCGCUUAUACCUUUGUGUGACAUUGUGUCGAAUAAUCGUUGGUACGUCCCAGUACUGUGUGGAGAACCUUAAAGUUUGUUUCGUAGCCCGUAAACAAGAUCAUCAAAACUGGUAAUAUCGUUUGUCAGUUUUUAAAUUCCAUGUACAACAGUAUAAUAUAUCAUUGUAUGUAUUACAUUGCCUCAUACGUGUGUACAGUGUUGUAGAUAUCACGUUUUAUUUAUUGAUGUAGUCAAUGGAUUUAAUCAUUUUCAAACAUGUACUGUUUUUAUCUCAUUAAUCAAUAAACCAAUUGUACUUAUGUGUUGAGAAAAUAUGAACUAACAAUUAAUACAAUUUUUGUUGUUUUCAUGUCAAACUCACCACGAAUUGUUGGUGAAAAAAAGACAAAACCCAUUUGAAACUUGACAGUUAUGUCCUUGUCUGUAUUGGAUGCAUGCUAAAACAGGCUAUGGUGAAUGUGUCAAUAUGCCUCUGUUACUACGUGUAUUGCCGUUAUGUACAUGAGUAUCGAUAUACUAACCUUUCCAUGAUAUUUGAUACUUCUAAAUAAAGGCACGUGAACAACCACCUUUUUUCGGGAGAAAGUACACAUUCACAAUCUUGAAUCUGGCAUUUUUAAAAUCGUGAUCCGGUAUAGUGGUAAUAUUUGUUUUACGACUUGGAAUGUACAUCUAUUCAUGAUUAUAUAAUGAAUACAAGCCACGAACAGGCGUAUAUUCACAAAACAGUUCCCAUUUGACACCUGUAAAUAAUCGUCUUUCUGACAGUACCUAUGGUGAUAGAAUUACGUUAUUGAGACUGUUUUGUUAUUUGUUGCCGUAAAUCUGACCUGUGCUCAUGAGGGAUGAUAGCAUGUCAAUCGUGUCUGCGCAUUGUAUAAUGACAGGAGUAGGAUGCUUAACAUAAACAUCAAUUACACACAUAAAUACAAAGGUAUUAUUCUCAAUCAGAAAUUACCUUAACUGGUAUACAGUUAAUGAGCUUUUGUACUGUAUAACAUGAGUCAUAUAUAACACUGCACAAUAGAAUCUGCUUUUAGCAGAUUUAUUGUGAUUAUGGACAUGUUUUUGUUGAUUUUAUUUAUUCACAAAAGCCAAGAGGUGCCAUAUGUUAAUGUUACUGUUUUAUUGACAUUCUUCUUUUGAAACUGGCUAAUUUUCUUACUGGUGGAGCUCAUUCUCCAAACUUGAUUUUGAUAUUCACAUUCUCCAUUCAUCUGGAAUCAAGAGUUUCAUUUGGUAGUUCAGUCUAGUUAAUGACAAUAAAAAAGCCGCAUCCCAGUGUCACACUGGAUAUUGAUGAGAAUGUCAAGACCGACACUGGACUCACACUGCGACGGACCAUAUUGAAACAUAAUCUUUUACGUCAUAUACGGCAGAUUCACUGCGCGUGUGUAUGUCUUCAUUUUUUUAUUGAACAUUCUUCUGCAGGUGAAAGUACGAAUAUCCAUCAACUAACAUGUUACAGCACCACUAUUUGAUGAUUAUACUUGGUAAGGACUUGAGAGUGAGACAGCAAUGCCCUUAUCGAGUGUAUGAUAUAAUAGCUGUGUUCAAUAUGUUGGCUACAUCAUCUGGCGGCAAAGCAUCAUGUUAUUGUUGGUGUAUUAUUGUUACAGAUUGCGUAGAGCUUAUUGGUGCAAAUAGUAGAGUAUUGUCAAGUGUUGAGUUUUGUACUAUUAUGCUCAAAA